Molecule: messenger RNA, 1044 nt
Organism: Enhydra lutris kenyoni (northern sea otter)
Lineage: Eukaryota; Metazoa; Chordata; Mammalia; Carnivora; Mustelidae
Product: C-type lectin domain family 4 member G
Exons: 9
Coding region: 40-939 (299 amino acids)
Source: RefSeq, a predicted model, not a curated record
AAGAGUAGGCGGGACUGGGAGGGGGCUACAUUUAUAUCUAUGCCCAGGGCUGGGCAUUUGCUUACCAUGGACACUGUCGGGUACAGCAAGUGGGACAGCAGGCUCGAGGAAGUCCCUGGAGGGUACUGGGGAAGCUGGGGACGGAGACUCCUCUUCCUGGGCCUGCUUCUGGUGGUAGCCACAGUCCUGUGGGCCCUCAUUCUGAGCGUCCUAGUUUCUAAAGCCUCCACCGAGCGAGGGACGCUGCUUGGCCACCAGGACCUGCUGAGGACAAACGCCUCGGAGCAGACCGCGGCGCUGGGCAAUUUGAACCAGGAGAUCCGGGCGUGCAACAGCUGCUGCUUGGGGACACAGGCGCUGCUGCAGAGGACACGCACCGAGCUUGGGGAGGCGCAGGCGAAGCUGAUCCAGCAAGAGAGUACCCUGAAAGAACUGAGCAAUCGCGUGACCCAGAGCUUGGCUAAAGCGGGCAGGGACCGCGAGGACAUCCGCAGUGAGCUAUUCAGGGCUCUGGAGGCCGCCCGGCUAGGGAACAGCUCCUGUGAAGAGUGCCCCGCGUCAUGGCUACCCUUCCAGGGCUCCUGCUACCUUUUCUCCGUCCAGCGGGCCACAUGGGAGGAGUCGCAGCGUAACUGCGCGGGCGCAGGCGCGCACUUGGUGAUUGUCGGGGACCUGGAGGAGCAGGGCUUCCUGAGUCGGAACACGCGAGGCCGCGGUUACUGGCUGGGCCUGAGGGCGGUGCGCCGCGGACGCACGAUCCAGGGCUACCAGUGGGUGGACGGAGUCCCGCUCAGCUUCAGCCACUGGAACAUGGGGGAGCCCAAUGACUCUAUGGGGCGUGAGGACUGCGCUAUGAUGCUACGCACGGGGAUGUGGAACGACGCACCAUGCGAAAACGAGAGGGACAACUGGAUCUGUGAGAAGAGACACAGCUGCUGACCAGUGUCUGCAGCCGUACCCACCCCCCACCCCACCCCAGGGAGAUCGCCCUAGCAGGUCACCGUCCUGGAGCCGGCCACUGCCAUUGAUUCCUCCCCGCGGCGC